AAAUAAAAUCAAGGCGAUUGCGUUUAAUAGGGUUUUUUUCUUCUUCCUUGUGGAGAUAAUAUUCCUUGGACGAAAUCAAAUCACGCUUAAUUCUCUCGGUUUCCUUUUUGUGCAGAUUGAUUCUCAAUUGGUAGGAUAUUCUCCCUUUAUUUGUCGAUUACAUGCUGAUUGGGAAGCUUCCAGCUCGACCCAAGGGUCUUGUUUGGGAUCCUCCAUUUCCUUCCAAGGCUUUCCCGACGCCUUGUUGCCCAAGUCUAGGUCUUCAUCUUGCUCCGUUACUAUGUAUAUUUCAAGUUUUCAACCAACAAGUCCCCUCCCACCCUCCAUAAACCCUAAUCCCCUUUCCCUCUGGCUCCAGAAGCAAAACGAUCUCCGCUCUUUUUGUCUUCUGAUUUUGGCCAUCCUCUCAUGAUGAGUUCUGCUUGCAAGAGAUUGCUGAGCAAGGGCUCACUGUCGCCUCUCAGAUUCGCUGUCAGAUCUUCGGGCGGAGCCAGCAAUCGGUCUAUGUCCACUGCCGCUUCUCCUCUCCGCCGCCGCGUGCUCCACUCUGCUUAUAAAUCUCUAUCUACAAAUGGGAAGACGUCUUUUGGUUUCUUAGCGAGGCCUUUCAGCGCCGAAAAUGACGUACUUGAUAUUGACUUGAGUACCACCAAUUCUAUGGAAGAGAAGGUAAAAAAACUUUGUAUUGACUUGAGUACCACCAAUUCUAUGGAAGAGAAGAUUGAGAGUGCCCAAGGAACUCUUUCAAUGGUUGCUAUUAACCACGAGGGUGAACUCCUUGUAGAAACCUCGGCCAAACAGUUUGAAGGCUCUCAGACACAGACCGAGAUGGAAAUGGUACCGUGCAAGAUUGUUAAAGCUCCAAAUGGUGGUGCUUGGGUCGAAGCAAACGGGCAAAAGUACUCUCCUUUCCAGAUUGGAGCUUUUUUGCUCGCGCAAAUGGAUGGAUAUGCCCAAGAAUACCGUGAAACAACUAUCAGGAGUUUUACUGUUAUGGUUCCAGCGUGUUUAAGGGACACACAAAUCAAAGUAACCUUCGAAAUUGAUCACCAUAACGGAGUUAUUGUCUUGGCCAAAAACGAAGCAAGCGAGAAAGAAAUGGACUUACUCCCCAUUAAGUCUUACUUUCUUGUUGAGAAGUGGUUGAGCAAGUACAGAGAGAACAUUCCUACCGAGAUUGUGAAAGAGAUUGAAAAAGCUAUGUCUCUAUACAGGAGAGCCCAGCAACAGUAUUGCGAUCAUAGUUUCUACAAGUACCAGGACAAGUUGAAAGGUGCAAGAGACGCUCUUUCGAAAAUCAGUCAACACAUGUCCAAAGGAUCUUCCUCCGGAGGCACUGACUUGGGUACCACCAAUUCUAUGGAAGAAAAGAGUGAGAAUGCCCAAGAAACUCUUUCAGUGGUUGCUAUUAACCGCGAGGGCGAACUCCUUGUGGGAACCUCGGCCAAACAGUUUGAAGGCUCUCAGACACAUACAAAGAUGGAAACGGUACCGUGCAAGAUUGUUAAAGCUCCAAAUGGCGAUGCUUGGGUCGAAGCAAACGGGCGAAAGUACUCUCCUGGUCAGAUUGGAGCGUUUGUUGUCUCGAAAAUAAAGAAAUUUGCCGAAGCACACCUUGGAAAUACUGUCACCAAAGCUAUCUUCAUCAUUCGUGGUUGUUUAAGCGAUGGACCAGUCAAAGUAUCCUUCUCAAUUUCACCCGACAAUGGUGUAGUUACUGUGAUGGCCGAAGAUGAAUUUUUCUGGAAAAAAUCAGAGGCGGCGGCUCUGCAGUAUCUUGAGACAGUACAGAGAGACGAUCCCAGUCGAGAUUGCGGAAGAGUGUGAAGCCGCUGUGCCUGAACUCAAGAGUGCUGUGGUGGAAAAGGACGGUGAGAUCAUGCCGAAAAUGGAGGCUGCAAUAGAGGCUAAGAAUAGGCGUUUCUUAUCAUUAGAUUAAGCAAAACUGGUUAACAAUUUUCUCAUCAUUAAAUUGUUUGUCUCGUAUUUGUUGGCCUGUAGCCUUGUGCUAGUUAUGUAGAAUGUGUCGAAACUAUCAGAAUUUCAGCUAUUGUUCAGCUCAUGAAUGUGGAUUAAAACUUGAAAGAUUGAUGAAUUUUAAGCCCUAAGGGCUGUAUUA
Molecule: messenger RNA, 2119 nt
Organism: Tarenaya hassleriana
Lineage: Eukaryota; Viridiplantae; Streptophyta; Magnoliopsida; Brassicales; Cleomaceae
Product: heat shock 70 kDa protein, mitochondrial-like
Exons: 5
Coding region: 409-1827 (472 amino acids)
Biological process (GO): protein refolding; cellular response to unfolded protein
Cellular component (GO): mitochondrion; cytoplasm
Molecular function (GO): ATP hydrolysis activity; ATP binding; heat shock protein binding
Source: RefSeq, a predicted model, not a curated record